AUGACUCGUUACACAGCACUGUUGUUGACAUUUUUGUGCGCUUUCGCUGCUGCGUCGCCUUUACUACCAGCUUUUUUCAAGUUUCCAGGUACUAGGUCUCAAAACAAGCCUAUCUCUGGAGAUUCGCCUCUGCAGCAGUGCGAUGCCGACGAAAAGCAGCUUUUGGACAUCAAAUUGGUCAACCUACUUCCCAACCCGCCUGUGCGGGGCGAAAAUGUCACCAUUUCGGCUGCAGGCUACGUGAAGGACACCAUUGUGGAGGGUGCAUACGUGGACGUUGAGGUGCGUUUGGGCUACAUCAAGCUGCUGUCGCAAACCUACGAUUUGUGCGAGGAGCUUGAAAAAAACGACGUGGAUGGGCUUAAAUGCCCCAUUGAGGUUGGUGAUUACAUGAUCGAAAAGACUGUGGAAAUCCCCCAAGAGGUUCCUCCUGGAAAGUACUCUGUCGUGGCCAGAGCGUACACGGAGGACGACGACGAGAUCACGUGCCUCAGCGGUGACGUUUAUUUCCCAGCGUACUAA
Messenger RNA from Lachancea meyersii CBS 8951, 522 nucleotides. NCBI's taxonomy places the organism in Eukaryota, Fungi, Ascomycota, Saccharomycetes, Saccharomycetales, Saccharomycetaceae. The record is from the annotation of a GenBank genome assembly.